GGCCGCAAUCCGCCUGCUGUGGGCAGCAACAUAAAACUACAAGUCCCAGAGGCCUUUGCUGCGGCCCUUUGGCCCCUUCCUCGGCUCUGACGCAGGCAGGCUGGUCAGAGGGGUCAGCGAUGCCCACCCCAACGCAGGAACCGCACCCGCGGCGGUCGGGGUUCGGGUCCCCGAGCGGGGUGGAGAUCAGUCCCCCCGCUCAGUGAGCAGGGGCUGCUGGGACUUGUAGUUCGGGGCAGGGCCAGCCGCGGGCCAUGGAAGGGUGGCUGGUCAGCGGCUCCAGGCUGGGGGAGAUCGGCUUCUGGGCUGAUAGGACACCUGUUCAUGAAGCGGCCAGGAGGGGAGAGAUCCUGCAGCUGCAGCAGCUGAUAGCGAAUGGUGCCUGCGUAAACCUGGUCACCUACGACUCUAUCACCCCCUUGCAUGAGGCGAGCCUGCGAGGUCAGACGCAGUGUGUGAAACUCUUGCUUGCGGCCGGGGCCCAGGUGGAUGCCAGGAACAUAGAUGGCAGCACUCCGCUCUGUGACGCUUGUGCUUCAGGCAGUAUUGAAUGUGUGAAAGUGCUCCUGUCCCAUGGAGCGAAGGUGAAUCCUCCGCUCUACACAGCGUCCCCUCUCCAUGAAGCCUGCAUGAAUGGGAGUCCGGAGUGCGUGCGGCUCCUGAUCGACGUCGGGGCGAACCUGGAGGCCCACGAUUGCCACUUCGGAACCCCUCUGCACGUAGCCUGUGCCCGGGAGCAUCUAGAUUGUGUGAAGUUACUGCUCAAUGCUGGGGCAAAUGUGAAUGCAGCUAAACUUCACGAGACAGCCCUUCACCAUGCAGCCAAGGUGAAAAAUACGGAUCUGGUAGAGAUGCUGGUUGAAUUUGGAGGAAACAUUUAUGCCCGGGACAACCGAGGGAAGAAACCAUCCGACUAUACGUGUAGGAGCAGCCAGACUGCUAAGUGCUUGGAGUACUAUGAAAAAACGCCCCUGAGCUUGUCGCAGCUCUGCAGAGUUAGCCUGCGGAAAGCCACCGGCCAGCAAGGGCUGGCGAAAAUUGCCAAGUUAAAUAUUCCUCUGCCAUUAAUGAAAUACCUCUCAUACAACUGACCGAAAGAAGGUGCCUCUUCAAUGGCUGGUUCUGGAGCUUACACCCAACCUCCCCAUCAGACCAGGCUCCAAUAACGAGUCUGCCCCACACCCAGAGCUACUGGGCGAAGAUGAUUCCCAGCCAGUGCCAGGUUUGGAUCAGACGUGUGCUGAGGCAUGACCAGACAUGUGCAUGCCCUUAUGUUCUUAACCCUCUGCGGGAACCAAGGCAGCAUAAUGCUCCCACUACAACACCGCCUUUCCUCUGGCAGAGAUUGCUCGGCUCUGCAGCGCUGCUUUCUUUCCCCGGCCUCUCCUUUCCCCCCGUCGCCUUUCACCUCGCCCCCGGCCCCUCCAGAUGGUCUGAAAGCUCCUAUGCUGUACAGGGCAGGAACGCUGCCAAGACUCCCCUUGCUGCCCCUCCUCCCGCCAGCCUGUCCAAAAGAUUCCCACUCCCCUUCCCAAAUUUCCUGUGCCCCUGGUCUGGGCCUCAUGUAGGCCCCUGCCAGGCACAGAAGCAAUGAGUGUUUGCUGGGUCUGUGGCAGCACCUCCUUGGUGGGAUUUGGGACAGGGGGGUUUUAAUUCCAGCCCAGCAGUUUGCCGAUGGCCAUGGUCUCUCUGGCAGUGGGUUUCUGUGUAACCCCCAGCCUGGGUUCAGUAAAUCGUGUGUGGCAAGUCU
Messenger RNA from Gopherus evgoodei (Goodes thornscrub tortoise), 1750 nucleotides. RefSeq names its product ankyrin repeat and SOCS box containing 13 (gene ASB13). The transcript has 7 exons. NCBI's taxonomy places the organism in Eukaryota, Metazoa, Chordata, Testudines, Testudinidae. Gene Ontology annotation, biological process: positive regulation of protein catabolic process; intracellular signal transduction; protein ubiquitination. Gene Ontology annotation, molecular function: protein binding. The record is from RefSeq and is a predicted model, not a curated record. The coding region runs from base 255 to 1091 and encodes 278 amino acids.